Messenger RNA from Manihot esculenta (cassava), 933 nucleotides. RefSeq lists its product as uncharacterized. Bases 1 to 933 code for a protein of 310 amino acids. The transcript has 3 exons. The record is from RefSeq and is a predicted model, not a curated record. NCBI's taxonomy places the organism in Eukaryota, Viridiplantae, Streptophyta, Magnoliopsida, Malpighiales, Euphorbiaceae.
AUGAUAGAAAAUGAUGAGGCCGACAGCUAUUCUGCCGGAACCACCAGGGAAACAGGAGGUGAAGCAGAGGGGGAGGAAUAUUGCCUAGAAAAGAGACCCAGGCAAGAGGAUGAUAGCGAGACCGUACCUAAGAAGUUUAUGAUGCCACCUAUGGCUGCCUACGAUGGAACUGGGAACCCCCGAGAACAUGUCCUUAACUACAAGACCUUCAUGAAGCUACAGACUUUGUCGGAUGCUUUAAUGUGCAAGGUAUUCCCAACGACGUUAUCAGGCCCAGCAAGAGCAUGGUUUAAUAACCUGGAGGCUGGGAGCAUCAACAGUUUCGGAGACUUGGCCACUCGUUUCAUCAGCCGCUUCAUUUCUGGUGUUCCCGCCGAUAGGAAAACGAGCUACUUGGAAACAAUCAGGAAGCCUCCGACCUCACUGGCUGAGUUGAUGAAGCGGGCCGAAAAGUAUAUAAGGCAGGACGAUGCCUUGGUAACAAGCAGGUUUGCUAGGGGACUGACAGAUAAAAGAAAAGCACUGGAGGAAAAGAGGCUAGAGAAACACGAGAGAAAGCACGGUGGAAGGCCUGAGCCCUAUAAACAGCCUUGGGAGCGUAGGGAUCAAAGACCCCUCCCUUCUCAGGACCCCGUACAAAGAUCACGGCCCUCCUGGGUCCCGGAGAAGCCAACCCCACUCAACGCCUCAAGAGCCGAGGUACUCAUAGCCGUACAAGAUAAGGAAUUCUUACAGUGGCCCAGGCCCCUAAGAGCUGAAGCAGACCAACGAAAUCCUGACAAGUACUGUCAGUACCAUCGCACGCAUGGCCAUGAUACCAAUAACUAUUUUCAGUUGAUCGCCGAGAUCGAGAGGUUAAUCAAGAGGGGUCACCUUAAGAACUUCGUAAAGAAGCCGGAAGGACAGAGGCCUCCGCCGACUCCGACAGUCUAA